AUGCAAACUACUGCCGCUGCUCCUGUUGCUGCUGCUUCUGCUGCUGCUGCUGCUGCUGCUGCUGCUGCUGCUGCUGCUGCGCGAGCCUUACCAACCAUACAGCCCAUGGAACCGAAGAUAAUUAUAAUAAGAAACAAAACCACUAAAUGGAAUAUCAACAACAACAGCAGUAGCAAAGCUAGUCGCUUCAGCAGCAGCAACAGCAGGUCUAGCAGCAGCAGCAACAGCAGCAGCACUAGCAGCAUCAGCAGCAACGGCAGCAGAAAAAGCAGCGGCACCAGCCACCGCAGCAGCAAAAAGGCAACACCAGCCCGUGUAUUCACAAGACACUUUCCUAGCCAGCAGCAGCAGCAGCAUCAGCAGCACAAGCAGCAGCAUCAGCAGCACAAGCCGCAGCAGCAGCAGCACAAGCAGCAGCAGCAGCAGCACAGGCAGCAGCAGCAGCAGCACAAGCAGCAGCAGCAGCAGGAACUGACGACUUUAUCGACAAGGGACUUCCCGAGGAGGCCGCAUGCGAAGCAAAGAGCGAAAAGAGCAGCAGCAGCAUCCCAAGGAGCAGCAGAGUCCCAGCUGCAGCAGCAGCAGCAGCAGCAGCAGCAGCAGCGCAAAUGCAGCAGCAGCGCGAGCGGUAGCACUGGCGACAGAGAUAAAGUGGCAGUAGCACAAGUGCAGCAGCAGCCGCAGGGUCUGCAGCAGCAUCAGAAGUGCAGCAGAAGUCGCAGCAGCAGUAGCAGCAGCAGCACGGAAGUAGCAGCAGCAGCACCAGGCAGCAGCAGCAGCAGGUAUGCGACAGCGAUGCACUUGGAUGCAGGCAAAGCAGAAAUAGCAGCAGCAGCAGCACAUAUGCAGCAGCGGCACAAACAGCAACAGCAAACAAGGAAAAGCAGCAGCAGCAGCAGCAGCAGAAGCUGCAGCAGCAGAAACAUGAAGCGGCACAUGUAA
Eimeria tenella is the source of this 942-nucleotide messenger RNA. RefSeq lists its product as uncharacterized. The transcript is spliced from 3 exons. Bases 1 to 942 code for a protein of 313 amino acids. Lineage: Eukaryota; Apicomplexa; Conoidasida; Eucoccidiorida; Eimeriidae. The record is from RefSeq and is a predicted model, not a curated record.